AUACAUAUAGUAGAGAGAGGAUAGGAAUCGCUGAAAAGUCGCAGCGGGGAACAACUUCUCUUCCUCUCUCUUUGUGUGAAAAUAGAGAGAGAAGCAAGUCUUCAAUCUCUUUAGAGAGAGAAGAUUAGAACAUUUCUCUGUUUGUUUCACAGGCAGAAAUACACAGAGAGACAGAAAUGGAUCAGAUUAUGAACAAGGUCGGAUCGUACUGGUUCAGUAAUAAAGCCAACAAGGAACUCAAUUCCGUCGGCGAUGAUUUCAAUUCCUUGUCAAACAGUAUUGAAGGAGGAAGCAAGUGGUUGGUUAACAAAAUCAAAGGGAAAAUGCAGAAGGCAUUGCCAGAGUUAUUAAAGGAGUACGACAUGGCAGUAGGUAUCUUCCCCCGUGAUGCUACCAACUAUGAAUUUAAUGCAGAGACCGGAAAGCUUACGGUUUUCAUACCCUCAAUUUGUGAAGUGGGGUACAAGGACUCAUCAGUCUUGCGUUUUUCCACCACUGUAACUGGCUAUCUGGAGAAAGGAAAGCUAGCUGAUAUAGAGGGAAUCAAAACGAAGGUGAUGAUUUGGGUGAAAGUGACCUCCAUAUCAUCUGAAGGAUCAAAGCUUCAAUUUGCUGCUGGGUUGAAGAAAAGUAGAAGUAGGGAGGCUUAUGAGGUUCUUAGAGAUGGAUUUACGGUUGAUAAGUUCUGAAUGGUCGAAAUGGCUUGCUUGAUUAUAUUGUUAUAAGCAGUAGCUAACUGACUUUUAAGAUCUUCUGGACCCUUUGUGCUUCCUGUAGUUAUGAUUCUUGUAUUUUAAAAAUUGGUGUUCCAUAUGGUAUUCUCAAGUUGCCUGGAUUAUUUGUAUUUUAUAUUAACAUUGUCUUAA
Cornus florida is the source of this 866-nucleotide messenger RNA. RefSeq lists its product as uncharacterized. NCBI's taxonomy places the organism in Eukaryota, Viridiplantae, Streptophyta, Magnoliopsida, Cornales, Cornaceae. The record is from RefSeq and is a predicted model, not a curated record. The coding region runs from base 177 to 689 and encodes 170 amino acids. The transcript is spliced from 3 exons.